AUGAGAACCAUCAUCUUUGCCUUGGUCGGGGCGUCACUGGCCGCCAGUGCAGCCACCGCAGCUCCAAAAGUGCCAGACUUUGUUAUUGACUAUGCUCCAAUCGUCGCACUCGAUAAGAAUGAAGUCCUAUUCCCUUCGGAUAUUGGCAAGCAGAUACUCAACACCGUUCCCGAAGUCAACUUCACCAAAGUCGGCGAAAAGUUGCGUCCACUGACACUCGACAACUUGAACCAGCUCAAUAAGCUUGGUAACACAUCAGUCUUUCUGACAGCCAAAGAAGACGUAACAGAUCUUGCGAGGGAGCCGUCUUGGGUACAUGGUGUUAAGCCAAAUGCCCAAGGCGAGACCGUAGGCGCCGUCUCCUGCGCCAUCAUUCUUCGAACCCACCCUGACAAUUCUUCCGUUAUCGACGCCUUUUACUUCUAUUUCUUCGCCUUAAAUAACGGCGGGCACGUGCUUGGGGUUCCCGAAGACUUUCAUCUUGGCGACUGGGAAAAUUCAGUGGUCCGCUUCGUGAACGGCAAGCCAACCCAGAUAUUCUUGUCCCAACAUGAGGAAGGCGAGGCUUUCAAAUACGACGCGCUUCAGAAAAUUGGCAAAAGGGCUCUCAUUUUCUCAUCGUUCGGCGGCCAUGCCAACUAUGCCACGAACGGAUCUCACAAUAUCCCAUUCACGCUGCCCCCGCUGCCCGCGGUCAAUUUGAGCUCAGUGAAUAUACCAGGCCUUCCUGCUGGCGCUUUGAGUCACUUGAAUCUCUCUACUAUCCUGGAGGCUGUUCUGCCUAAAAACCUGCUCCAAGAUACCACAUCACGGGGUGCUCUCUGGGAUCCGGUCAAGAAUGCUUACGCUUAUAACUACACCUUUGACUUUAAUCCGAAACGCUCAGCAGAAGAAAACAAUCAGUUCACUCCACUGGCUACCAAGAACCACGCCAAGCCGCCAGUUAGCUGGUUGACAUAUUUUGGGCAGUGGGGAGACCAGGAAUAUCCCCUGACAGACGUUCGACAGUUUGCGAUUCUCAAUAUCCCUCAGCUGGCGUACUUUCAGGAUGGGCCAAAUGGGCCUGUGUUUAAGAGCCUUGUGCGCCCUACAAUAUGCCCGCCUAGGAUGACGAAUUGCACUGUCAAAACUUCGCUGAAGCAGGCCAAUUAG
Trichoderma gamsii is the source of this 1152-nucleotide messenger RNA. RefSeq lists its product as hypothetical. The transcript has 2 exons. The record is from RefSeq and is a predicted model, not a curated record. Lineage: Eukaryota; Fungi; Ascomycota; Sordariomycetes; Hypocreales; Hypocreaceae. The coding region runs from base 1 to 1152 and encodes 383 amino acids.